CUUGGCGGUGCGGCCUUCCCCGCCCCCCUUCUCUUCCCCCGCCCGCUUCCGUCCGGCUUAUUAUCCUCCGUAUUGACAAACAGAGCGGCCGCAGCGGCGACUCUGGGCGUGCGUUAGUAGCCGAGCGAUGGGAGACAAGAAGAGCCCCACCAGGCCGAAGCGGCAGCCGAAGCCGUCCUCGGAUGAGGGUUACUGGGACUGUAGCGUCUGCACCUUCCGGAACAGCGCCGAGGCCUUCAAGUGCAUGAUGUGCGAUGUGCGGAAGGGCACCUCCACCCGAGAAGAAAAACCUGGAUCACUUACCAGUAACUGGAGUUCUCCUAUUGGGUAAUCUCCACAGAUCCACAUUCUUUGAAGUUAUUGUGAAUGCUUCGAGGACCAAGGAACGGUUGAAAUUUCCAAUUUCAGGAAGGAAACCUCGACCUGUCUCCCAGUUGGUUGCACAGCAGGUUACUCAGCAGUUUGUGCCCCCUACACAGUCAAAGAAAGAGAAAAAAGAUAAAGUAGAAAAAGAAAAAAGUGAAAAGGAAACAACUAGCAAAAAGAACAGUCAUAAGAAAACCAGGCCAAGAUUGAAAAAUGUGGAUCGGAGUAGUGCUCAGCAUUUGGAAGUUACCGUUGGAGAUCUAACAGUCAUUAUUACAGACUUUAAGGAGAAAACAAAGUCCCCGCCUGCAUCUAGUGCUGCUUCUGCAGAUCAACAUAGUCAGAGUGGCUCUAGCUCUGAUAACACAGAGAGGGGAAUGUCCAGGUCAUCUUCACCCAGAGGAGAAGCCUCAUCAUUGAAUGGAGAAUCUCAUUAAAAUUUAUUUUCUCCAAUUUCUUAUCUUAGUCACUUCUGUCCUACCAUGCAAAUACACAGAUUAUGCCAAGAAAUACCACAUUUUCAUGACAAACACAUUUGUGCACAAUCCAUAAUUUGAGUUUUACAUAAGAUUAAAAUUUUGUCAGAAUUUGUUAGAUUUUACGGUAAUCUAUGCCUACCAAACAUUUCCUGACCUAACAUUUUGGUCUCUGCGGUUAUGUGCCAUGAAAAUGUGGUUGAAUUAUCAUUAUGCAGUGUUAUUGGUAAGUCUAUUUUCACUUUUAGUUUAGUGAAUUCUAACACAUGAUUCUUGAAUUCUCUACUAUUGGCAUGUAACAAGUUUAAAUUUUUAUAACAUAGUGCAAGCUGCCUAAAUAUGUAAUAUUUGAGAAUUGUGAAACAAAUAGUUAUAUGUAUACAAGUCAAAGAUCAACUUAAUCAACUAUUGCUGCAACAGGAUUUUCUUAAUGGUUAUCCUCUUAAAUACACCUGCUGGUACUUGGUGUGGUUAAAUAGGAAAGUUGUUAUUAAAUAAAGAAUUUGUUAUGAACCUUUGCCAAUGUUUUGACACCUUUUACUAAAUUAUUGUUUCUGAAUUAUGCUUCUGGUUUUAUCCAUUUUUGUUUGCUUAUUUUUCAAAACAUUCAUUUAUUGUAAUGUUUACUAGCAGACUAGUAAACAAUAAAACAUUGAUUAUUUAGCUUUAUAAUUCAGGUUUGGUGAUAUUGUCAUUGAACACUGGUAUUUUCUGUAUAAUAUAAAACAUUAAAAUUCAAAUAACUAUAUAAAACAUUAAAAUUCAUUGGGCAAAAACAGAAAAGAAACUUGCCAUAUUUUAAAAGUUGCAAUUUUGGAAAAGCUUUAACUUAAUCAUAGUUUUAUCACUGUUUCCUUGUCCCAAACUUAUUCAGGGUUAUAGAUAUAUGAAUCUAAUUAACACAGAAAUUGGAACUAUUGCACAGAACUGGGAAAUAACUAAUCUUAUAUCAGUUUAAUUGGCUUCUUAUUAAAUAUGACAGUUCUUAUGAAAAUCAUAUUACCCUAUUUUCAGAUACAACUGCCAAUUUAUGCAUUUAUCAAUAUCCUGAAAUUUAAAAAGUAUUUACAGCCCCACUCAUUAUUAUGUACAAUUACCAAUAAAAUAUUUUUAUGACUACAGAUUUUGCAUUUUGUUUACAACUAAUAAAGUGUUUUAUGUUGUAUUUUGAAAUCCAACUUAGAAACCACAUAUACUUAAAUUCUCCUAGGGUCUCCUGCUUUCUCUAACCAUUUGCUUAGUAUACAUCCACUUAUAGGAGACUUUUGAAAUGUAAAUCAACUUAAAAACAUAACUUGGGUACAAAAUAUCACAUUAAAAACAUGAUAACAUAUGGAGAAAAAAAAUGUAGACCCUGACAGUUGUGAUAUUUGGUGGUUUCUUGUGGUAAUGUAAUUUUCUGUUUAAUGCAGUACUUUAUCCAGGCACAAUGGUACUGUCUUUUUGUAAGAUGCUAGUUGUGAAAUACAGCUAAUUGCAUACAGUAAAGUCUGUGAUUAAAACAUUCAUAUACCUCAUUCUUCAGUGUUGUUAAAUGAAACAAUUUGUGCUUUUAUUAUAAGAUACUUUGAAUGGAAUACCAACUAAGUGGUUAUGUUCUUUUAAAACAAGAUAUUUUGUCUUAUCCUGUUUUUCAUAGUUCAGAUGUUUUAUGUAUUCAUUUUGGGGAUAGUAAAAAUUAAAAACAUAGGGCAAAUAUUCUAGUUUUUAAGUCAAAAUUAUGCUUUUAAAGCACUGCAUCUUAUUAAAUACUUUCAGGAUAUAUUUUAAGUAAACUGCAAGAAAGAAAAAUUUGACAGAGAUGGGAUUUUACCUGAGUAGGACAUAAAUGUGAAGACACCGUGGCAUGGAGCUUGAGUGCUAAUUGAUGUUUGGUAUCUGAAUCCCUGUUGAAGAACUUAAGUUAGUUUUAUUGAGUAAAUUACUGAAGCUCAUCUCCCAUCUAUAAAAGAGGGGGAUAUAUGAUCAUAUUUAACUCAGGUUUGUUAAGAGGUCAAAUGUCAAUCCAUGUAUGAUUCUUAACAAUUACCUGACACGUUUUGGUUGCUUAGUAAGUGUGAGCCUUUACUAUCAUUGUAGGUAAAAUCCCAUUUCAAAAACACAAAAAUGUUUUUUGUAACAAAAAUUCUUCCUGUGCCCUCUUGGAUGACCUAAGGGAAUAGUGUUCUAUAGGUGACACUAAAUUUUCAAUGUAACCUCAGAUGUUUGUUCCCAGAAAGAGACCAUCUUUCCAUAAUUAAAGAACCUGAUGGUAUACACUAUAGAGAAAUGAAUUAAGAUACCUAGUUUGAACUUUUGUUUUCCUUUCAUUAAUCACAAUCAUCUAUACCUGCCUUCAUUUCAUUCUACCUCAGCUAUAUUUCCACACCGGAAAACAUGCAGAUUCCUUAAACACUUGUACCUAAUGUUAAAAUAUGCAAAAAGAUUUCAGAGCCUGGGAUUUAGGAUCUAUUUUUAGCUCUGUUUAAUGAAUUUACAAUGUGGGUUUUUUUUAAUCAAAUUCUAUACAAAAAGAAUUUGGAGCUGGGUGGGAAUGUAGCUCAGUAGCAGAGCAUUUAUCUAUGAUUUGCAAGACUCUAGGUUUAAUCCUAGCACAACAAAACAAAUAACAAAAGGCAGUAACAAAAAAUUUUUGGUAUUUUUACCUUGCUUUCAUGUAAGAAAGAGUGAAGGUGUACUUUGAGGCACACAAGAAUAUAUAAUCUUAAAACCUUUUGUAUUAUGUAACAGAAAUAGUGGACUUAAUAACUUAAAAGUUUAAUUUUUUAUUAAAUGUUUUCCUAAAAUUAUAGUGAUAAUAAUAUACAAGGUGAAAACUUUAAAAGGGGGGCGGCAACCCUCAGUAUAAGUCAAUAGCAUAUAUGUUAACUUUCUUUUAGAUACAUAUCUUUGUUGCCUAAAAGAAUGUGGUUUUGGCAUAUGCAUUAAUGGUAAAUGGUCUAGAAGUUUUAAGUUUCCACUGGGGCCCUUAAUUUAAUUUGUUCGUCUGCAGUUAUCUAUUUUUUGGAGUCUCUGAAGGACCUCAUGUUGGAAUUAGGCCAUAUAUAGUAAGCCAUUCAUAGACAUUUCUGUACUGUACUUUGAAGAUUAAGUGAAAAGAGAAGAUGUGUAAAGAGAAGAUAACAGUAAAAUAAGGACUUGAUUUCUUAGCACUCACCACUUCCACUUCACUCCCAGUUACCUUCAGUUGGCUGGAACAACACAUGCAGAAAAAUAGAAGUGCAGAAAAGUCAUCAGUGACAAAAAUAUUUGAGCAGAAUCAAAAGACAAGGUUAUAGAACACAGAAUGUGACUUAUCAUUUUUGAAAGCAGAAGGAAAAUCAUGUCUUCUCUGACUACUGAACAGGUGAUGAAGAAUAACCCUCACUGAUAUCAAGGGCACGAAAGGAUAGGAGUGGAAGAAACUGAAGGAAGAGAAAGGGGAAAAGAAAGCAGAAACAGUGGCAGUGAGCAGAAGGAUGCACUCUAGGUAAUAGGAGAAUCACUGAGAAGGGAGAGAGAACAAAUAACUUACAGCAUGUCAAUAUUUGAGGACAUUUUAAAGACGAGUCAUCUUCAUGUCAGCGUUUCAGUUGUAUUUUGUAGAAUGUUUACAGCAAUGUGUGUGAUACUUUAGAAGGAUUUUCAUCAAAACCAGUUCUCUUCAAGAAGCUGUCAUAGAAAAAAGUUUUCACUGACUUACAUAGCUCCCUAAAUAGACAUCCCCAAUAGCCCAGAUCAGUUAAGUAUGUUUUUAAUGUAUUAGUUAGGCUUUGUGUUUAGUCAGUCCAGAUAUUUCUGGGACCAGUUCUGGAUAAUAUAAAAUACUAUGAAAGGACCACAUACUUCAGUGGAAAAAUCAGAACUCUGGAGCAUCACUCUGGAACAUUUCACACUCUGAAUCUUUUUUUGUUUCCCUUUAGUGGGAGUAGUAGGGUGUAAUUUACUGUUGUAAUACUUUAAGUAUUUUCCUGAUUUAGGGUUUCUUUUUACAUAAGUAUUAUUUAAUUCAGUGAACAUUUAAGGAGUAUAUUUUUGGUGCUAGGCAUUGUCCUAGGGGUUAGUUACCAAAAGUACAGAUGUGGAACUCAUCUUAGAAAUCUAAUUACAGUGAUACUACUGCAACAAUAAAAACAUGUAUAAGAUACAGAAAUAGAGGAGCUUGCCACCUCUUUGUUUCCAGAAAAUCCACCCAAGCCUAAGUAUCCACUGCAAGUCCACAUUGAAAAUAUUAGGACUUCUUUGAUGUUUACAGCUGAUAAUUACUGGAUAUAGCCAUUAGUUUUAGUGAGUCACUAUUUUAUUACUCCAGCUGGAAUUUUCAAAAGCUUAAGAUUUUAAGCUCUGUAAUUUGAGAUAACUCAUCAUUUUCCUCUUUUUUAUUGAGACAGUUAAAUUCCUUUUUGUGAAGAUGUUCAAGAAACAUUGCUUUGUCCAAAUGAAGAAUUCUAUUUUUUAAAAAAAAUUUUUGUGUGUGGUGCUGGAGAUCAAACCGAGGGCCUUGUGCAUGUGGGGCCAGCACUCUACCAACUGAGCUAUAUCCCCAGCCCCCCAAAUGAGGAAUUUUAUUCAGACCCAUUUCAGGAAAAACCUUACCUCACCUAAGAAACCAAUUUGCUCUUUCCUUCCAGACAAUGCAGAUCACCAGUUGAUUGUCUUCAGUUUUUUCUGUAGUUGUGAGAAAUUUCAGAUUAAAAUUGGACUUAAUUUGAAUAAUUUAUGUAGGACCUAGGGCCUGCCUCUCUGUAACUUCUUAUUUUUGAUUUUCUAUUUUUUUCCAGAUUCUUUUUUCCUUCUGUUUUGAUAAACUAUUUAAACUCUGUUGUAUAAGGCUGAGUAGUAGUGAUUUUUAAAAAUUACUUUGUUUCAGGGUAUGAUGAUAAGCCCCAAGGGAAUCUUAGGGAUAAGGAUCCAUUGAAAGAGAUGCCUCCCCAACUGAAAUUCUUGAGGAAUGGGAAACAAUACUAAUUAUUUUUUUGUUUUUUCCUUUGGUAUUGAGGAUUGAAUCCCAGGGGCCACUGAGCUACAUCCUCAACCCUUUCUUUGUUUCUUAUUUAUUUUUUUAAUUUUGAUUAAAUUGCUUGGGGUCUCACAAAGUUACUGAGGCUGGCUUUCGUUAGGUUCAUGUAGGUUUUCAUUAUCCUCUUUUAGUUCAUAGUAAUUAAUAGUAACAGUGAAAUUGUCCUGUGUUUUGUUUUGAAGUAAGAAUGUGAAUAAUUGGAAAACUGUGAAACUAGCCUGGGAGAUGACAACUCUUAAAGGACAAAACAAAAUGGUGAUGAACGUACCUUUAUAAAAGGAAGUAGAGCCGGGUGUGGUGGUGCACGCCUGUAAUCCCAGUCGCUUGGGAGACUGAGACGGGAGGAUGGUGUUCAAAGCCAGCCUCAGCAACUGAGAUCCUAUCUCUAAAUAAAAUACAAAAUAGGGCCCGGAAUGUGACUCAGUAGUUGAGUGCCCCUGAGUUCAAUCCUUGGUACACCCAUCCCCACCAAAAAAGGAAGUCAGCUGAAUUCCCAAAAGAACAGAACAGAAUGACUUAACCUCAGACUUGAAAGGUAAUUUUGGUCUUUAAUAGAACAUAAAAAAGUCAUUAAGUUUUUAGCACAGAAUAAGAUGAAAGUUUAAGGGAACACUUUUAAUUAGAGGCAGAAAAUCAUUUUUUUACUUUAUUAAAAUAUAGAAAUUUAUAAAUAAGCCAAAUAUAACAGGAACACCUAGUGAUGCAAUUUAUAGAAAAGAAUAUGAGGUGAUAACAAGAAUUCUGAAUUCAGUUUUUGGCUAAGCACUGAACUUUUGGAAGGAUGAAUCACAAUUCUUUAUUAUUUUGAGCCUUCAAUUUUGAGGAAUCUGGUCAGAAAAACUUGGUUAACUGGUCCUUAACAUUGUAAUUAUGAACCUUGAUUGGUGACAGGUUUUGUAGGAUUUGCACUUUGGUGUUUAUUUUUUAUUUUUGGUGGUACUGGGGAUUGAACUGGGCCUUAGAUAUACUAGGCAAGUGCUCUAUCCACUGAAUUACAUCCCCAUCCCUUUUUAUUUUUUGAGACAGGGGCUUGUUAAAUUGCCCAAAAUGGCCUUGAAUUUUUGAUGCUUGUAAUUCCUAGUAGUUGAGAUCAUAGGUAUGUACCACAGUGCCCGACUGGGUAUUUUAAUUAAAAAAAAAAUCUUGGGAAAAGUAAUAAUAGAUUAUAGGGCUGGGAUGUAGUCCAGAGGUAGAGCACUUGCAUAGCAUGUGCAAGGCCCUGGGUUUAAUCCUCAGCCCAGCAGAGAAAGAUUAUUAUGAUCUAUUGUAUAAAUGGAAAUGGAAGAAUCCUGAAGAAAUCAGGGAGAAAUAAAGGUCCAUAGGUUAUUCAUUGUUCGAUUUUCCACCUGACUUCCCUCCCACCCCCUUUCCCUAGCUGAAAAAGCCAGCUACUUUCUCAGGUCAGGAGCAUAAAGUGUCCCCUUUCCUUUGAUUUCUGUCACCUCUCUAAUAUUGCAGCUGAUAGCUCAGUGUUUUGAGAAUGAAGAGAAUUCCUUUACCCUUUCAUCCAACCCCCGACACCACUCUUUCCCCAGGUUUACUGGUCUGAAUAAACUUUUAAAAUGAAAUACUUUUUGUUUGAACUAACAGCAUUAUUUUCCAACUUUUCCUCCAGUCCAACAAGGUCUAUAGGAGUUGGACUAUGGAAAAUGGAGAAAUAUAAGCCAACUACAGGUGAGAAUAAAUUUUGAUUUUAGUCUGAGUUUCUGAUUCUUUGUGCUCAGCAACUAACAUGAUGCAUAUUUCUUUUCUUUUAGAAUGGGGAUUGAACCUAGUGGUGCUUAACCACUGAGAAACAUCCCCAGUCCUUUUUAUUUUAUUUUGAGACAGGGCCUCACUAAGUUGCUGAGGCUGACUUUAAACUUUUAAUCCUUCUGCCUCAGCCUCCAGAGUUUCUGGGAUUACAGGCAUGAGUCACCUCUCCUAGCUAAUGUGACACAUAUUUCUGAUUGUAAAGUUCCUUUUAGUCUUUAAGACUAGUCAAUGAGAUUUUCAUAUAACAUCCUCUUUCUGUUUCCACUUCUAAUUGGCAUAAUUUGAUAUAGCGAUUAUUUCUUCAUCAUGAAAUGACAUAGUAAAAUGGAAAAACAACAUGCAUCUUGGAUCUUCAAAAAUUUCAAAUUAUGGAUCUUCAUUAUUAACCAUGUGGUUAAGGAACCUCUCUGAAUUUGAGAUUGUUUCCUUAAAAAAAAGCAUCUCUUACUGGGUAUGUUAUAGGACUAAAUUAGAUGAUGCAGACAUUUACAAAAGCAGAAGUUAUAUUAAAAAGUCUUUUGAGUUUUACUCUAGGUACAGAAUUCAACGGUUUUCCCAUAGGAUGUCUUUUUUAUUUUAUUAUAUUUUUAAGAGUUAAUUCAAAGGUAGAAAUGAGAAAAUGCUGAGCAGGACCCCAAAUCUCUAGUGAUUUAGAGAAGACAUUUAAAAAAAAGAACCCCCACCCUUAACUGAAUGCCCAUUAUAUAUCUAAUAUAUAAUAGCUAUAAAAAAUUCAAGGUUAAUGUUUUAAAUUUAAGAUUUGAGGUAUUUGGUUUAAUCCUGAAUUAGAGAAUUUUCCAGACCAUGGAGAUCUGUUUCCUAAUUUGAACAACAAAUAUUGCUACUAUUAAAUUCCAUUUCCUUCACUUAAAUCUUCUCUUUUUGGUAGGAUGAAGGAAGAUCAACAAGGAUAAAAAAGUUGGAUCUAGCCAGCCUGUGAUUAGAGAAUUAAGAGAUGAUCUUAAUUCUUUUUUGGGGGGUGGUGGUGGUGGUAAUUGAGGAUUGAACUCAGGGGCACUAUACCACUGAGCUAUAUCCCUACCCCUUUUUAUUUUUUAUUUUGAAAUAGAUCUUAGUUACCAAGGCUGACCUUGAACCUUCAAUCCUCCUGCCUUAGCCUCUUGAGUAAGUGGGAUUACAGGUGUGUACCACUGAGUCCAGCAACAGAAUGGUUUUAAAGAUAAAAAAUAGACUUAGGAAUACAUACACUCAAUACUUAAAAUUAAUUUUAUGAAUCCAGACAUACAAUUUGUGACUUCUGGAAAUGAUCAGAAUCUGGGACACCAGCCUGCACCUCACUCCUUACACUACAAAAAAACCAGAUGAACUAAUAUGUGGGUGAAUAGAUCAUUUCUAGAUAGAUAGAUCAUUUCUAGAUAGAAUGCCCUAUGUACCCUUUCUUCAAAAUUUCUUUUAUAAUUGCAGGAUUAAAGGGAACCUAAAGGAUGAUAUGGUCCAGAACUCUGAUGUGAAGUAAAUGAAUGAUUAUUCUUUUGGAUAUGCUCUUUCCACAAAUUGUUGCAGAAAUUAAAACUUCCUGGCCUUCCUUUGUGCCAUUACAGUAUUUUAAUCUGGGUGCAUGGGAGUACAAAAGUUGUUCUUAAUUUUUGAUUAUAAGGUAGUUUCUUUACUGGAAUAGAGAACAAUUGCAGUUUGCAUCUUUUAAACAUUCUUUGAGUACUCUUACUCUAAUUUCUUGGUAUAUCCUCAACUCCAUAAAUUUUUCAUUCUUAUCAAUGCUUUUAUUACUAUUCUCUGUACUUCAUUAAGUUUAUCUUCAUUUCUCUAAGAAUUGUAAGGUAUAGUGGAAAGAUUUAUUAUUAUUGUUUUAACCAACUUGUCUCCCCUCUGAGGGAAGUACACUCCUUUAUUUCUGAAUACUGUGCAUCUGAGCCCCUUGUCUGGCAUGAAGAAAAUAUUCAAUAAAUGUUUAUUGAAUGAACAAA
Molecule: messenger RNA, 9542 nt
Organism: Ictidomys tridecemlineatus (thirteen-lined ground squirrel)
Lineage: Eukaryota; Metazoa; Chordata; Mammalia; Rodentia; Sciuridae
Gene: Yaf2
Product: YY1 associated factor 2
Biological process (GO): positive regulation of DNA-templated transcription
Cellular component (GO): nucleus
Molecular function (GO): transcription coregulator activity; DNA binding
Source: RefSeq, a predicted model, not a curated record